GCCGUUAGAUCCUGUUUCGUAAAGUCUCAAAUCUUCUAAAUGCUUUCGAGUACUCGGAAUAAUCCAUGGCCGACCUUGGUUUUCUCAAGAUGCUGACUCUUGGGCAACGGGGCAACAGGAGUGAAAUGGACCACAGAGGGAAUCGGGAUAGAGGGGAUUCUUGGAGGGGAACGAGGUAAGUUUUGGGAGGGCUCAGUGCCAAGGCGUGGCUUGCAGACCCGGCGAACUCGCGCCCAGAAUCAUCCUCCCAACACAUGAACUUUUCGCUUGAGUAUAUUCCGCGAUGGUGAGUAUGCCUUCGGGAAUGAAAGGUAUCCCACUACUUUCCGCGUUUAGAAGCGCCGAUAACGAUGCCGCCAUAUUUCGGAGGUUCAGCCGCCUCGGAGCGCGAAAUCUUCUGCAUUUCCAGAACCACUUAAAUGCGCUUGAAGCAAAACUGCAUGAAUUCGACAAGAGGGAUGCAAAGGAUGCCCAAGGAAAUCCGUCGCUCCGGCAAGGCGCCAGGGCUUAUGAUUCAAUGAGAGACGCUGCCGAUGAAUACAGAAGGAGGCUCAGCGGAGCCCCAGAGGAUCAGAAUGGCACCCUCGAUACGCCUGAGAACAGAUUCUUGAAGGACUCUCACGAGAGAGUCGAGCUGCACCGGGAGAUAGCGAUCAUCCUCCAUCAAUACCGGCAAGCAUUGCUGGAGGAACGUCAGAUACAAGCACUCCCACAACCUUCAAAACGCGCCUUUGCAGCGUUCAAUAGCUAUUUCACGGAUGGCGGCAACAUUCUAAUUGGUCAUGACAAGAAGAUCAUUCAACAAGAGGAAGAUCUUGUUAGCCUGAGCCAGCCUACGGAAGAUGAUCGCUUGAGCAGAUUUGUGAGAUACACCUUCGGAUACUGUCUACAGUCCCGCAAGCCCGGGGCUACCAAGUACCAUUCCGAGAUCUACUACUUUCCUCCACGUCGCAUACAGUUUCUCAGCUAUUCGUUCACCGCUUCUCGUCGGCGCUAUGACAUGUCUCGCUGUUCUGGACGACCGGUCAUGGAAGAUACGGAUAUGCAUGGUGGCUUUGUUCACCUUCCUAUUUGCAGCCUUUGUGGCUUUGCUCACGAAUGCGCGCCGAGCAGAGGUCUUUGGCGCGACUGCUGCGUAUGCUGCAGUGUUGGUCGUAUAUGUUAGCGCGGCGCUAGGUCCGCGGGUGAGGAAUGAUACGGGACCCGGGGUUGGGGUAACUCGAGUGAGUUUGUGAGGGUGGAGCGUCGUGGGACUUAUUCAUCGGCAGUUCUCUAUGUUUUGCGACUGCAGUUGGGUGAAUGAGUCCGUUUCGUGGAAGCACUCAUCAUUCUAACAAUUCGUGUUGGGUCAGACCGAGCAAGUGAA
Trematosphaeria pertusa is the source of this 1366-nucleotide messenger RNA. RefSeq lists its product as uncharacterized. The coding region runs from base 284 to 1165 and encodes 293 amino acids. NCBI's taxonomy places the organism in Eukaryota, Fungi, Ascomycota, Dothideomycetes, Pleosporales, Trematosphaeriaceae. The transcript has 3 exons. The record is from RefSeq and is a predicted model, not a curated record.